Toxotes jaculatrix (banded archerfish) is the source of this 1798-nucleotide messenger RNA. RefSeq names its product 3-hydroxyacyl-CoA dehydratase 3 (gene hacd3). The transcript is spliced from 11 exons. Gene Ontology annotation, cellular component: endoplasmic reticulum membrane. The coding region runs from base 131 to 1204 and encodes 357 amino acids. Gene Ontology annotation, biological process: fatty acid elongation; very long-chain fatty acid biosynthetic process; sphingolipid biosynthetic process. Lineage: Eukaryota; Metazoa; Chordata; Actinopteri; Toxotidae. Gene Ontology annotation, molecular function: 3-hydroxyacyl-CoA dehydratase activity. The record is from RefSeq and is a predicted model, not a curated record.
ACAUUCUGGGUAUCUGCUGAAGAUACAGGUCAGUAAGCUAGCAUGCAGCGAGGAGGCUUCUUUCAUUGUCCGUCGGAAAUAAUGCUCUUCAGCAAAGCUCUGUAAAAAAAAACAACAACAACAAAAAACAAUGACACUCACACCUCUCGUGUACUGGGCUCAACGCCAUGAAGAAAUUUACCUGCGAGUGGAGCUGACAGACGCACAGAACAUUGAUGUCCAUGUACAUGAAAACGUCCUUCGGUUUAGAGCCCAGGGCCAUGGUGCAAAAGGACAAAAUGAAUACGAGUUCAGCUUGGAGUUUCUUUCACCAGUAAAGCCACAGGUGAGCCACAAGUCCACACAACGACAGGUGAAUAUUACGGUGCGGAAAGAGCAGCGUGGCUGGUGGGAGAGACUAACCGCACAGGAGCGUAAACCUGUCUUCCUGGCACCUGACUUUGACCGCUGGCUGGACGAGUCAGACGCUGAAAUGGAGAUCCGUGAAAAGGAGGAGAAAAGGCACAGACUGAAGGCUUCAAGGCAUAAAGAGGAAGGGUUUGUCAGCCUGAAAACUGGAUUUUUGUUUGUAUACAACCUGGUGCAGUUCCUUGGGUUUUCAUGGAUCUUUGUCAACAUGACUGUGCGCCUCUUUAUCUUUGGCCAGGAUUCUCUCUAUGACACAUUUCACACUAUUUCCGAUGUGAUGUUCUUCUGCCAGAUCCUGGCAACAGUGGAGGUUCUCAACGCUGCUUUUGGUGUUGUCAGAACAGGUGUCGUUCCAACUCUUAUACAGGUUGUGGGGAGGAAUUUUAUCCUCUUCAUCAUUUUCGGUAGUUUGGAGGAAAUGCACCACCGGCCAGUUGUGUUCUUUGUUUUCUACCUGUGGAGUGCCAUCGAGAUUUUUAGGUAUCCAUUUUACAUGCUGGGCUGUUUUAAUACAGAGUGGAAAACCCUCACAUGGCUGCGGUACACAGUCUGGAUACCUUUGUACCCUUUAGGUGUUCUAGCCGAAGCUGUUGCUGUGAUACAAUCCAUUCCCAUCUUUUACGAGACAAAACUCUUCAGCAUUCCACUGCCGAAGGCCAUUGGCACCUCUAUCAGCUUCUCUUACGUCCUCCACAUUUAUCUUGUUCUCAUGUUUCUGGGACUUUUUAUCAACUUUCGCCAUCUUUACAAGCAGAGGAAGAGGCGUUUCCGCACCAAGAAGAGGAAAGCAAAUUGAGAUUCAGCACUAACAACAAUCCUCAAACACCUCUGCUGCCUGCUUAUUUCUGUAGAAUUUUUAAAAAUAUCCUCACAAACCAUUGUCCAGUCAAAUCACUGAUGUGAGAAGAUAUUUUCUUCUUCACUGCCUGUUUGUUCUAAAUGAUUUCCUUGAUGGUCAACAUGAACACCCUAAAGACGAUGCAGUAUUUCAAAACUGCACUGACUGUCUCGCUUACUGGUGAUUGAUUUCUCUGAUAUGAAUUUUGUAGUUUAAUGAAGAACUGUAGUAAGCCACAGACCUUGAUAUCCUGUAUGAUACUGUCGUGCUUUUUUUUUUGCUAAUGCAGUGGUGUUUUUGGUUGAAUACAUUGUAACAAACCCUGAUCAGGAAACCCUGCUGUUGUCAUUUGAUAUACACUAACUGGUGUGCAAAUGAAAAAAGCAACAACAUUCUCAACAAAUACUGUACAAAUACUGUAUCUGUUAUUUCAGAUUUCUGAACCACCCUACAAACCUCAGGGAAAAUAACACUGGUGAUUGCUUAUACACAGAGAGCGUUUUGUGUCCAUUAUGCUCAACAAUAACCUGCUGUGAAGAAUUUUUAUUUGUA